AUGUCUGAAUAUCCUCAUAUCCUUCUUCGCGCUGAGGAGAAGCCUCUCGAGCACCGAUCUUUCUCCCCCCGCAGUUAUCAAGACACUCAAUAUGAAGCUGCUGGUGCUCGCCUUGUCGACACGGGUGUCUGGCCCAACGCUGAGCCUGGGACAAUCGUUCUCGGAUUGAAGGAGAUUCCUGAGGAGGAUUUCCCUCUGAAGAAUGAUCACAUCACAUUUGCCCACUGCUACAAAAACCAAGGAGGCUGGGAGAAGGUUCUCGGUCGUUGGUCUCGCGGCGGGUCUACUCUGUAUGACUUGGAGUUUUUGCAUGACGCUGAAGGCCGACGUGUUUCUGCGUAA
This is a messenger RNA of Fusarium tjaetaba, 342 nucleotides long. RefSeq names its product saccharopine dehydrogenase (NAD+ L-lysine forming). Gene Ontology annotation, molecular function: saccharopine dehydrogenase activity. The record is from RefSeq and is a predicted model, not a curated record. The transcript is spliced from 4 exons. Bases 1 to 342 code for a protein of 113 amino acids. Gene Ontology annotation, cellular component: cytoplasm. NCBI's taxonomy places the organism in Eukaryota, Fungi, Ascomycota, Sordariomycetes, Hypocreales, Nectriaceae.